Messenger RNA from Myotis brandtii (Brandt's bat), 4473 nucleotides. It is a transcript of the gene SLC7A14, whose product is annotated as solute carrier family 7, member 14. The record is from RefSeq and is a predicted model, not a curated record. Gene Ontology annotation, biological process: transmembrane transport; amino acid transport. The transcript has 8 exons. NCBI's taxonomy places the organism in Eukaryota, Metazoa, Chordata, Mammalia, Chiroptera, Vespertilionidae. The coding region runs from base 369 to 2684 and encodes 771 amino acids. Gene Ontology annotation, cellular component: plasma membrane. Gene Ontology annotation, molecular function: amino acid transmembrane transporter activity.
ACGUGACUUCAGGAAGGCGGAGACAGGAGAGCUGGAGAGAUGACUGGCAGAUCCGGGCAGGGGUGGGGGGGCUCUUUGAAUAAUUGAGGAGCUGUUCAGCAGCAGCGGCUGCCUCCAGCCUUCCUUUGCCACCAGCGCCCCGCAUCACAGUGGGAGAGAGAGCCCGGCUGUAAGUGCGGACUGCCAGCAGCCAGUUCAUCGCCGCUAACCCUCAGACAUUCAUGCCCAGGAAAAGGCUGCUUUGGGUCCCUCUGGACCUUUCCUAAAAAGAAGAUCCCUGUGCACUAAAUGAGUUCCAGAAGCAGCCACUGAGGCUUCCAUAGCCCUCUUCCAUCAGUUGACUUUCACCAGAACCCCUACUACUCAGGAUGAGUGGCUUCCUCGCCUCCCUGGACCCCCGGCGGGUACAGUGGGGGGCUUCCUGGUAUGCCAUGCACUCCAGGAUCCUGCGCACCAAACCGGUGGAGUCCAUGCUGGAGGGAACAGGGGGCACCACAGCACAUGGUACCAAGCUAGCCCAGGUGCUCACCACCGUGGACCUCAUCUCACUUGGCGUUGGCAGUUGCGUGGGCACAGGGAUGUACGUGGUUUCUGGCCUGGUGGCCAAGGAGAUGGCAGGACCUGGUGUCAUUGUGUCCUUCAUCAUUGCAGCUGUUGCAUCCAUAUUAUCAGGUGUUUGCUAUGCAGAGUUCGGGGUCCGUGUCCCGAAGACCACGGGGUCGGCCUACACCUACAGCUAUGUCACUGUGGGGGAGUUUGUGGCAUUUUUCAUCGGCUGGAACCUGAUCCUGGAAUACCUGAUUGGCACUGCGGCCGGUGCCAGCGCCCUGAGCAGCAUGUUUGACUCGCUGGCAAACCACACGUUCAGCCGCUGGAUGGUGAACAGCGUGGGGACCCUCAAUGGCCUGGGGAAAGGUGAGGAAUCCUACCCAGACCUUCUGGCUCUGGUGAUCGCGGUCAUCGUCACCAUCAUCGUCUCGCUGGGGGUGAAGAACUCUGUGGGCUUCAACAACGUGCUCAAUGUGCUGAACCUGGCAGUGUGGGUGUUCAUCAUGAUUGCAGGCCUCUUCUUCGUCAAUGGGAAGUACUGGGCUGAGGGCCAGUUCUUGCCCCACGGCUGGUCAGGGGUACUGCAAGGAGCAGCCACAUGUUUCUAUGCUUUCAUUGGUUUUGACAUCAUCGCCACCACCGGAGAGGAAGCCAAAAAUCCCAACACGUCCAUCCCUUAUGCUAUCACCGCCUCCCUGGUCAUCUGCCUGACAGCAUAUGUAUCUGUGAGCAUGAUCUUAACUCUGAUGGUGCCAUAUUAUGCCAUUGACACGGAAUCCCCGCUCAUGGAGAUGUUUGUGGUUCAUGGGUUCUAUGCUGCAAAAUUCAUUGUGGCCAUUGGGUCAGUUGCAGGACUGACGGUCAGCUUGCUGGGCUCCCUCUUCCCAAUGCCGAGGGUCAUUUAUGCCAUGGCUGGCGAUGGGCUCCUUUUCAGGUUUCUAGCUCAUGUGAGCUCCUACACGGAGACGCCAGUGGUGGCCUGCAUCGUGUCGGGGUUCCUGGCGGCUCUCCUCUCGCUACUAGUCAGCCUGAGAGAUCUGAUAGAGAUGAUGUCCAUCGGCACACUCCUUGCCUACACCUUGGUCUCUGUCUGUGUCUUGCUCCUUCGAUACCAACCAGAGAGUGACAUUGAUGGUUUUGUCAAGUUCUUGUCCGAGGAGCACACAAAGAAGAAGGAAGGCAUUCUAGCUGACAGUCAGAAGGAAGUAUGUUCUCCUGUAAGUGAAGGAGAAGAGUUUUCUGGCCCUGCCACCAACCCAUGUGGGGCCAAGAACUUACCAUCCUUGGGAGACAAUGAGAUGCUCAUAGGGAAAUCAGACAAGUCAACCUACAAUGUCAACCACCCCAACUACGGCACCGUGGACAUGACCACAGGCAUAGAAGCCGACGAAUCUGAAAACAUUUAUCUCAUCAAGUUAAAAAAGCUGAUCGGGCCCCGUUACUACACCAUGAGGAUCCGGUUGGGCCUUCCAGGCAAAAUGGACCGGCCCACAGCAGCUACGGGGCACACGGUGACCAUCUGCGUGCUCCUGCUCUUCAUCCUCAUGUUCAUCUUCUGCUCCUUCAUCAUCUUUGGUUCUGACUACAUCUCAGAGCAGAGCUGGUGGGCCAUCCUUCUGGUUGUUCUGAUGGUGCUGCUGAUUAGUGCCCUGGUGUUUGUGAUCCUGCAGCAGCCAGAGAACCCCAAGAAGCUGCCCUAUAUGGCCCCUUGCCUCCCCUUUGUGCCUGCCUUUGCCAUGCUGGUGAACAUCUAUCUCAUGCUAAAGCUCUCCACCAUCACAUGGAUCCGGUUUGCCGUCUGGUGCUUUGUGGGAAUGCUCAUUUAUUUUGGGUACGGCAUCUGGAACAGCACCCUGGAAAUCAGCGCCCGCGAGGAGGCCCUGCACCAAAGCACGUACCAGAGCUACGACGUGGACGACCCUUUCUCCGUGGAGGAGGGUUUCUCCUAUGCCACCGAGGGCGAGAGCCAGGAGAACUGGGGCGGGCCGUCCGAAGACAAAGGCUUCUAUUACCAACAGAUGUCCGAUGCCACGGCCAGCCCCCGGACAAGUAGCAAAGCGAAGAGCAAAAGCAAACACAAACAGAACUCGGAGGCCCUGAUUGCGAACGAUGAGUUAGAUUACUCACCAGAGUAGGAGUAAACAACACAAGGAAGACAUAGAAAUGGUGGGGAUGUAUUUUCGGUAACUUAACCUGUGGGCUAGAAGGUGAAAACGUUUUUGCCUCUCAUUUCACAAGUCCAGCCUUCCCCAAAGUCAGUCCCCAGUCAUAGCCUGUCAUUUACUACUUUUGCUCUUCAGGAUAGUUCUGUUGAAGAGACUGGUCCCCUUAUAGAAAAAAAUAUUUUUAAAAAAAAACUAAACAAAAAGCUACAAGAAAUUCUAACUUGGAUGCAACCAUCAGAGCUGAUGGCAGCAAAUGUUUCCCAGGCCUUUGCUCUGCUGGUUGAAUCGUUUUGCUUCUUAUGGAGACCCCAAGAAGCAAGGAGAAAACUUCUUAGACCACACUGAGGCGCAGCUCCUUGUGGAGAUGUGCCAAAGCCGGUGGGAGUGGGCACAAGGCAGCAUUUCUACCACCUGAGACCACAGGGGCAAAGCUCUGUGCUCAGCAUACGGGCUGAGGGCGGCUCCCCCAGGCCUGGGUGGGCAGGUGGCAUUGGCACUUCCUCAGCAAGCAGCAUUUUGUCCUGAAAUCUCACAAAAACAAAUUCAUGGAAAAGACACAUGCUUCUUGUUAUUCACCAACGUUCUCACGGGCUCCAAAAUAUAACUUUAGGAUCCCCCAAAGGUCAGGGACUCUGAAACCAUUUCCCCAAAGGUUUCAGAUUCGCCACACAGCAGUCGUGCAGACCCAGUAAUGGGGUGAGGAGCACCAUCAAAGCUCUACGUAAAUCCCCACAAAACAUUAAAUAAGGUCUCUUGCAGCGAAGGCCAGGGCGUGUGGGCAGAAAUUAACUCCCUGUCAAGCCUUCUCUUAUAGCCGAUUCUAAGCUCCUGCUGAUAGAAUGGAAGGGGGCAAAGGUGGAGCAUGAUUUCAUGGCACUAAUAUGCCUUGAAGAAGGAGGCUGUUUGUUUUAUAAUCAGAUAAAAAUCUUUACAAGGAGAAGUGACCCAGCCACUGAGAUCACAUUGCAAAUUCUAUUUCAGAUUUCUAAAAUUAUAAAUUCUGUCGUGUGUUGGUUGUUGUUUUUUUUUUUUAAAGAUAUGCCACCAUUUGAUUGGUGGGUGCUGCUCUGAAAACAAAAAUGUUGAAGCACGGCUUCUUAGGUAAUUGCAUUCCAUGAGAUCACAUUUCACUUCUGAACCUUAUUCUUCUGGGGUAGCUCACUUUUAGACGUGUGGUUUUUCUCCCUGUUAUUUCCCAGAGCGAUUUCACUGAAGCCCAGAGAAAUAGCUACCUGGUGAGGUCUAAAUCUGGGCCUUAGGAGGUGCUCUUGAAGGAAUUCCUCUGAAACAAGCUGGAGGAGACAACCUGCAACAGGGAAAGGCUCAUGGUCUAUUAACUGCUCCUGGGUUGCAGGGAUUCCAACACUGCAUGGAGAUAUGUGCACAUGUAUGUGAAGGCACGGGGCUUGGGUUAAGCUAAAAUCUCUGUGAGGAUUUCUGAAAAUGGGGCAAAAUAGCAAAUUCCUUAUUCUCUCUCUCUCCUGGAUCUAGUGUUAAGCCAAAAGUUUUCCAGAACACAUCAACAAAUGUUUAAAUCUAUUCUUUCUUACAGGUUGAGGGUGGUGCCAUCUUGGCACACUGUAGGAUUAUGGACAGGAAGCAGAAGUCCGUUUUUCACUCAACGAAUACUGAUUGAGACUGUACCAUGUGAUAAGUGAUAGGAAUGCAGAAAAGAGUGACAUGUGCCCUUGGAGGCUCUCAGCCCAGGGAAAGAGCAGCACUGCAGCCUGAUAGUUGUAAAUAAAAUAGCUGAACAUCA